ACCCCCUUGGCGCCUUUUUCGCUCGGGUCACGAAGAAGGACGGAGCGAUGGCCGGACGUAAGAAACGUAAAUCGAAUAUUUUAGACGAAUUACCGCCCGAUUUGAGCCUACAAUGUCUCCCUUCUGCCCUCCGGGACAAGCUGAUGCCUUUUCAGAGAGAGGGGGUGAAAUUUGCGCUGAAGAAAAACGGAAGAUGCCUAAUUGGUGACGAGAUGGGCCUAGGUAAGACCCUGCAGGCUAUAGCAGUGGCAUAUCACUACAGACAGGAGUGGCCUGUGCUGGUGGUGGUCCCGUCCUCCCUGAGGUACCAGUGGGUGGAGGAACUGGAGCGGUGGGUACCUGACCUGGAACCUACACACAUACACGUGGUCAGCUCACGGGAUGACAUCAGGAACAUCUCCACUGCUCAGGUGACCAUCCUGGGCUACGGACUGAUACAGAGACAGGAUCAGCCACUGGUGAAGGCUCUUCAUGACCAGAACUUUCAGGUGAUAAUAGUUGACGAGUCCCACUACCUGAAGAACAGGAAAGCUGUGCGUACCCAGGGUCUGGUGCCGCUGGUAAAGAACGCCAAACGGGCCCUGCUACUGACAGGGACACCUGCCCUGGCCAGGCCUGCGGAGCUGUUCCCACAAGUGGAUGCCCUCCUGCCGGGGAAGUUCGGUAGCUGGACGAAGUUCUCCAAGCGCUACUGUAACGCCCACCAGGUGUUCUACGGAAGGUUCCCACGCUGGGACACCAAUGGAGCUUCCAACCUUGCAGAGCUCCACAGUAACCUACAGCCUCUCAUGAUUCGCAGACUGAAAGCACAGGUCCUUACCCAGCUUCCCCCCAAGAGAAGACAGAGGAUUCCUUUUGAUGUACCUGAAGGGGAGCAUAAAAAGGAGUUGGACAAGCUUGCAGCUGAAUGGAGGGACCUGAUUGGUCGAGGGGCUGUGCCACAGUCACAUGACCAGCAGGGGAUGCCUGACAACCCAAGCUUCCGAAUCCGUCAGCUUAUCACAGAAUGGUACCACACGACGGCACUUGCCAAGGCAGGAUCUGUACAAGAGUACAUCAAGGUUCUACUUGAGAAUGAGUCCAUGAAGUUUAUCGUGUUUGGUCACCACAAACACAUGCUCCAGGCCGUCUCACAGACACUCAUCCACAGCAAGGUCAAGUACAUACGCAUCGACGGAUCUGUGCCCAGCGCUGAGAGGACGCAUCUGGUACAACAGUUUCAAGCAAACCCAACUGUUAAAGUUGCAGUUCUGAGCAUUCUAGCAGCAGGGACGGGUUUGACGUUGACGGCUGCGAGCCACGUGGUGUUUGCGGAGCUGUACUGGACGCCCGGUGUGCUGGAGCAGGCGGAGGACCGCGCCCACCGCAUCGGCCAGCACAGCGCCGUGCACGUGCACUACCUCGUCGCUAGGAACACCAUCGACGACUGGAUGUGGAGCAUGCUCACUAGAAAGGUGAGUGUAGUGACCAGUACCCUGAACGGGAAGCUAGCGGUGCUCCAGGCUGACGAGUGUGACAAGGACCAGGCUGAGUUCCUCUCCAGGGCGGCUGUGUGGUUACCAGGGGAACAGCAGGAAGAGGACGACAGCUUCUUCUUCACACAGCCAAAUACACAGAAGGACUUGCGGUCGUACUUCAAACCAAAGAGUGGCCAUGGACAAAAAGCACAAGACAGCCAAAAACACAAUUUAGGUACAGAAAGUGUGUCACUCAUCCAAGAUGGUGAUGAUGAUGGCACAGACUUCAGAGAUGUGCAAAAGACACACCGCGCAGCCAGACCUGACGUGUUUGUGAUUGACUCCGACACGGAGAGCACAGCUGAUGAAAGUGAAAAAGGUUCCAGCACGGCUCACUUGUGGUCGGAUGGAAACAUUGAGAGAGAUGCUUCUUCGUCAUCUGAUGACACUAUCAUAGAGACGGAUCAGACAAUCAGAGACAACUCCUCUCUCAUUGGUCAGAAAGCAGAAACAGAAUCGGACAUCGCCACACCGAAGACUAAGAGAAGCAGGUCCGAAGACACAAGAUCUGUUGAUAAAAAGGGAGCAGAAGGUUUGAGCAGUGUGGGAGUGGGGAAUGAUGUAGAGGAGUCAGGAUGGGGAUGGGGCUGUCCACUUUGCACCUUUCAGAACCACGAACUUCUGAAGGUCUGUGAGAUGUGUGAGACACCCAGGAAGAAAGAGAAGCCAACAACUCGGAGCCAGCAAAGACAAUGUGACAUUGAUUUCAGCAGCCCCACUCUUGGUGUCACAAAAGCAAGAAACAUGAGAUCGAGAGGAAGUUCUCCUGAUACAAAAGCAGUUGAAGAGAAGACAGUUUCUGUUGCACAGGAAGAAGAAGAUGACACUACAUGUGAAUCAGACACCACCACAGAACAGACCAUUGCCACAUCCUCAUCGAAAGUUACAUCGUACGAAUCCCAAAAGGACAACAUUCCCAAGAAAGCACAAUCAGACAUCUUGUUUUGUAGUACACCGCCUACUGUGCCAGACAGUUCCCUGGAGUCUAGUGUUGCUGAAGACUUGGCUGUAGCAGCAGAGGUAUUCAGGCCCUCCCCAAGGCGCGGUAAGUCCACAUGGCAGUGUGAGAACCGUAGCUGUGGCUACAGUAAUGCCGACAGUGAUGCCGAAGACUGUGAUGCAUGUUUCUCACCAAGACCAAGGAAAAGACUCAAGCUGAGUUCAACAGAAUCUCCACAAAGCAGUCUUGGUGGCACUGCAACACCUAGUCUCAAAACUGCUGCCAUCAAAGGUACACCUUCCAGAUUCAGCAAUAGUACAAGAAAACCAGGUGUUGAAAUGACAAGAAGUCCUAGUCUUCAGAAAGCAGUGAACACGUCAUCAACUAGCAAGAUUGUUCACAGUGCACUAAGCACACCUGGUAGAAAAGAUACAUUGACUCUGCAAGGAGGCAAGCCAAAACUGCAGUUUCAAACAAACAAGUCAAACAUUCCAACCAGCACUCCACCUUCCAAACAAAUCCACAAGAACCUUUCCUCCCCCUUUGCCAAGUCCCCGGCAAGUGGUAGCAUUUCCAGUAGCCCUUUGCAUGGUUCGGAUUGGUUUGAUGAUGACGACAUCUCAGAUGACAUGUUGUUGAGCAGUGAGAAAUCCGUGUCUCCUCGAGGCCACCUAGCAGGUGGCGCCGGUAUUGCAAGAAAGAGUGGUGGCAGCAUGUAUGACUUGGAGAAUUUCAGUAUGAAUGCAGACAUUGGUACAGACGAAGGAGAUGUGGGCUGUAGAAGUAAAGAUCCAGUGGUUAAGUUGGAGGACGUUCCAGUGUAUGAAGAGUUACAGUUCUGUGCCAGCAUGCACACUGACCGAAUCUACCUCUACGAUGUGGAUGACCAGCCUCUGAGUUGUAACUUCUCCGUGUUGGACGUGGAACAGAGGAACAUGGACAGUCUGCCGCCGCUCCUGCAUCAGCCUGGCAACUGGCGCCUGGUGCUCAGGAUGGUGCAGGAAUGGAACAGGCUGAGUGAGCCCAAGAAGAGAGUCGUGCGGAGAAGCGGCCGUAUGUUCAUCAGUCCGUCCCUCCUGGCUGAGGAGCUCAGUCAGAGUCAGAGACGAAAGGCCGCCUGCAAGAACCAACGCUUCAUGUCCAAGGAGGACUUCAUGCAGAGAGCAUUCAAAGUUGCUGAGAGGGAGGGUGGGACUGUUCAACUUGUGUCAAGGCAACGACGUCCCAGCAGCACGGUUACGAAGCCGGGGCAACUGCAAACUAGUUCUGACAAACCGGCUUCAGACAGUACAAGCAAACAAGAGUUCAAUACAGCUGCUGCCAGCAGCAGUGAUUCCUGUACAGCAGACUCAGCUGCAGAGGAUAGCCGGCCGACGGCGCAGGAAGGGGACGAAACCAGGCUGUGUGGCCAGCUACAGGUGGUUGACAGCGCUGGAAGGUCUCUCUGCCUCUGGUGUCAGAAACCGGUCAGUCAACAACAGUCCAGCCUCGCAGCAGACACAGAGGGCGCAUCGUCGCACGUAAGGCCCUCCCGGUACUGCUCUACAGAGUGUAAGGAGGAGUACAGGAUUCGGAUGAAGGGAAGUCACCACUCACGGCAGCAGCUGAGGGACACAGAGUUUGGGGUUUGCCAGAUCUGUGGGACCAACAUGAGACAGAUCUUCCAGCAGGUGAAAGAUCUGCCGAUGUCUGAGCGCAAGGUUUUUCUGAAGACCACCCCGCUAUCGUCCCUCCCCGCUGCACAGCUGAACAAGAUCAUCGCGGACCCGAAGGAGGGGCAGUUCUGGCACGCGGACCACAUUGUGCCCGUGGCGGACGGCGGGGGACUCUGCUCGCUGGACAACUUCCGCACGCUCUGUGUGGCGUGUCACCGCAAGGUCACGACACAGCAGAACCGGGAGCGAAGGUCGGCACAGAAACAGGAGCGAAGGUCGCAGGACGGGUACAGGAGCAUCAUGGACUUCAUCAAACGAUAG
Molecule: messenger RNA, 4433 nt
Organism: Branchiostoma belcheri (Belcher's lancelet)
Lineage: Eukaryota; Metazoa; Chordata; Leptocardii; Amphioxiformes; Branchiostomatidae
Product: DNA annealing helicase and endonuclease ZRANB3-like
Exons: 22
Coding region: 48-4433 (1461 amino acids)
Biological process (GO): replication fork processing; DNA repair
Cellular component (GO): nuclear replication fork
Molecular function (GO): ATP binding; ATP-dependent chromatin remodeler activity; endonuclease activity
Source: RefSeq, a predicted model, not a curated record